AUGGUCCUGGCGAGCUCGGGGCCGGAGGCGGACAGAAAUGGGGCGGGGCGGGUUUCGGUGGAGGAAGGCACGCACCGGGCGGAGCCGGGAGAGGAAGGGAAGCAGGCAGCAUCGGCGGCGCCCGGCGAGGGCCGCAGGCGGAUGCGGAAGGCCCGCGAGAGGGCGAAGGUUCCAGUGCCGGACAUGGAUUCGAACCAGGAGAAAGGAGGCAGCGGAAGCGCAGAGAGCGGCGGAGGAGCGCCAGGGAGCUAUGGAGGGUUGCGCUUGCCACUGCUGAGAACGAAGGGGCUUCGGGUCGAGUACAGCCUGACUCCGGACCCCUCGCACCAGCUAGUCACGCUCCAUUUUCGAUUCAAGGCGCCCGCCCCUCCCUCUUCCUCGGCGCCCCUGGCCGUCCAAGACCUGCAGCUCACCCUCACCGACCUCCCGGAAGGGGUCACUCCCCUCCUUCCCUCGUCGGGGGCCACGGCGGGC
Nannochloropsis gaditana CCMP526 is the source of this 474-nucleotide messenger RNA. RefSeq lists its product as uncharacterized. The record is from RefSeq and is a predicted model, not a curated record. The annotation marks the transcript as partial. The transcript has a single exon.